GCGUUAUCCUUAUUUGUGCAGGGCAGCCAAUAGAGGCAGGCCGGCUGUCGGCAGUGCUCCCGUGGCUAGAGGGAAAGCCUCAAGCUGUCGUCUCGUCUGUCGUCAACGUUCCACAGCCACAAGCCGAAGCGGCGGCCGGUGGUUCCGCGCUUGGACGUCGCCGCAGCAACACCACCAGACAGACUCGUUGCCAGUUGCCAUGGAGGGCCUUGCUGCUCCUGCAUCCUGAACUAAUCGAUCUGAUCUCCCCAGAUUCCUUCAUCUCUGAAGCUUUCGUCGUCAAUGGCGGCGCGCGGCGGCGCGCUCUGCUUCUCAUCCUCGUCCGCCGCCGCCGUCACGUGCAGCAGGAACAGCAGGAGGGCGGGUGGCUGCAGGCCGCGUUUCUUGGUUGUCAGCUGCGACGCCAGGCUGCCCCUGGCCGCGAAGCUACUGGGUCCUCCCACGACCUUCAACGCGGCGAAGCUCAAGGUGGAGUUCGCCGGGGAGGAACUGCUGUGGGGCAAGAAGCAGGCUUUCCCCAGAGCCUACACCCUGACCCACUGCGACCUGACGGCCAACCUAACGCUCGCCGUGACCGGGCCCAUGACCAGCGAGCAGCUGCGGAGCUGGCAGUCGACGCUGCAGCGGGACGACGUGGUGGCCGAGUGGAAGGAGGCGGCCGCCGGCGCCGGGGAGAUGACGCUGCACGUGCAUUGCUUCGUCAGCGGCGCCAACCUCCUGCAGGAGCUGGCGGCGGGGUUCAGAUACUACGUCUUCUCCAAGGAGCUGCCGCUGGUCCUCAAGGCUGUGGUUCACGGCGACGCGGCGCUCUUCUCGGAGCGGCCGGAGCUGAUGGAGGCCAAGGUGUGGGUGCACUUCCACUACAGCUCCCGCAAGUACAACCGGAUGGAGUGUUGGGGGCCUCUCAGGGAGGCCACCAAGAGGAACCUGCUGGAUGGAAGGCUGGACGAACUGCAGAGCGCAAUCACCAGGAGCAGGAGGCGACGCAAGUGGGCGAGCCCAGAGACGAUCUUCAACGCCCUGGUGGCACUUCUGCUUUGACAAUGCUACUGGAUGCUGAUACUGGCAUGUGCAUUCUUCAAUUCCUACCACAUAAAAAAGAAUCGGUGGUUGGUUGAUCUCCAGCACUGCACUGCACUGCUCUGCUCUGCUCUGCUUGACACCCCAGUUGCCAUUUGCAACCCUUCUUCAGGUCAGGACUGGUGAUUGCUUGGCUUGCUGCUCCAGUCCAGUAGUAUUUGUCAACAUCAAGUUUCGCAAGCGAAUCCUGUAGUAAUGUACAAUACCAAGAAAUUCAGCAAUGGAAGCAAUAUAAUGAUUCAUCAUUCAGAA
Messenger RNA from Panicum virgatum (switchgrass), 1332 nucleotides. Its product is annotated as protein STAY-GREEN LIKE, chloroplastic-like. The transcript has 3 exons. NCBI's taxonomy places the organism in Eukaryota, Viridiplantae, Streptophyta, Magnoliopsida, Poales, Poaceae. The record is from RefSeq and is a predicted model, not a curated record. Bases 283 to 1041 code for a protein of 252 amino acids.